AUGGUUCGUUCAUAUAAAAGAAAAACAACACCAACUUACGAUCUUGAAACCUUAAGGAAAGCAGUAGAUGAAGUCAAAGCUGGCAAAAUAAAUUCGUACCAAGCUGCAAAAAAGUAUAACAUUCCUUGUAUGACUAUAUGUGAUAAAGUGAAUAACAAAAAAGGUAUCGUAAAGGAGAGCCGAGGACCACCUACAGUGAUUGACAGAGAAAAUGAGCUCAAACUUGCAAAUGGUUUACGGGUUAUGGAAAAAUAUGGGUUCGGACUCACUUCCAAAGAAACUCUAGAUUUAGUUGCCGUACACGUGAGUGAAAAUAACUACAAAACUCCAUUCAAAAACAACAGACCCGGUUAUGAUUGGUUUGCUGCCUUCAAGAAGAGGCACAAAUUGUCCUUAAAAAGACCUCAGGCAGUGGAAAUGUCAAGAAAAGUGGCAUGUGACCCUUUUAUUGUUAAUGAGUAUUUUGAUAAUCUUGAUGGAGUUUUGAGUGAACUUAAUUUAAAAGGAAGACCUGAUAAAAUUUGGAACCUUGACGAGUCAAGUUUUGGAAAAGAUCCCGAACGAACAAAAGUGGUUGGAGCCCGUGGAUGUGCCAGUACACGCACAAUCGCGUCAUCUGGAAAAGAUAAUGUCACAAUUUUGUUCACAGUCAACGCAAUCGGUGACAAAUUACCACCGUUGAUUAUACACAGAGGAAAAAAUACGUAG
Messenger RNA from Parnassius apollo (apollo), 708 nucleotides. The record is from the annotation of a GenBank genome assembly. NCBI's taxonomy places the organism in Eukaryota, Metazoa, Arthropoda, Insecta, Lepidoptera, Papilionidae.